AUGUCGUCGUCGUGGUUCCCUCCGAAGCAUAUACCCGCCCCAAGCACGAACGGCGACAAUCACCCACUACUACCGAGCCACAAUGGCGGCUCCUUCCAUGACGAGGAGGACGACGACGCUAUUGAGCUUGAGAUGGGGCGGUUUGCAACGAAUGAGCCGCAACCUGGUCUCUUAUCCCGCAUAAGAAACUGGCCCCCGUGGUAUUUCGCCGUAGCCAUCGUUGGAAUGUUGGGACUUUUGUGGCUUUUACGGCCAGCAGCGCGCGAACCACUACAAAUCCCCCCAUCUGUCUAUGUCGACCACUCUGCCGCUUCGCAAGCCAAAGUCGAUAGACUGCUUGCAAGGCAGUCCACAACAUUUGCCCAGGCCGAGGCGCGCUACACGUUGCGGAAUAACCGACCACCUCCAGCUGGAUUCGAUAAAUGGUUCGAAUUUGCGCGAAAGCACUCGUGUCUGGUCGAUGACUACGACCAGAUCUCACGCGACUUUGAGCCAUUCUAUCAGCUAGCCAAGGUCGACCCCAAAUUCUUCAAGAAAAUGGUCGACUCCGGCAUUGCGAGCAUGCAGAAAAAUGGACGGGGCUUCUCUACGGGUGUCUUCAAGGGCGACAAAUUCGACUUGACCAAUGAAGAAGGCACGCUUUACCGUGGAGAUUGGCCACGAACUUUCGGCAGGUUCAUCGAUUUUCUACCCGAUAUGAAUAUCAUCCUUAACGGUCGAGACGAACCACGGUCGCUGUUCAAUUACCGGCAACCCGGUCUGCAAGAGAAGGCUCUCCAAGCCUCUGACAAGACCCCCUUCGAGCAUUCCCCCCACCCAACAUCGACUUACUUCAAAGACGAUGUGCACUGCAUCGUGCCCAACUCACCGAAUGGCUUCACAGGGGCUGCUAACGACGCUAGUGCUUUCAUGCUUUAUGCCUCCAGCGAGGAAUUCACCACUGACCUGUAUCCCAUCAUGAGCAUGACCAAAAUCAGUCCAUGCUUUGCCGAUAUCCUUGUCCCCAGCGAGUUCUACUACUCCGACUCUGGCUGGUCACCGAAGUAUGCCUUUGCCAACAACGUGAACUGGACGGACAAGAUCCCGAAGCUUUAUUGGCGCGGGAUGAACUCGGGCGGACGAAUGUAUGAGAAGAACUACCACGCUUUCCCCCGAUUCCGGCUCAUCGACAUCGCGCGCAAACAACCAGAGCUCUUUGAUGUCAAGAUCUCUGGCUUCCACUGGGACCUUUGCGGCGACAAAUGCGAUGGCAACGCGAUCAUCAAGGAGUACAACAUCGCCAAGGUGUCCUCUCCGCGCGAGGACGUGUACAAGUACAAAUACGUCUUCGAUGUCGACGGCAACUCUUUCUCGGGACGAUACCUGGGGCUGUUGCGGAGCGGAACGUUGGUGUUCAAGUCAACGGUCUUCCUUGAGUACUUCGGCGAUUGGUUACAGCCCUUCGAGCACUACAUCCCCAUCCGUCCAGACCUCUCUGACCUCGUCGACAAGCUCGAGUGGGCGGUUACUCAUGAUGCCGAGGCACAGAGGAUUCAACAAGCGGGGCAGGCGUUUGCCGAGCGCAUAAUGACGAACGAGCAGAACGACUGCUACUUUUCACGUGUGCUGCUUGAAUGGGGCAGGCUGUACACAAUGGCUGAAGCAGCGGGCUCGAAGGGUAGCGACCAUGCGCCGAUUCCUGGUCAGCCAUUGCCUGAGGCGGAUGAUUAG
Messenger RNA from Mycena indigotica, 1710 nucleotides. Its product is annotated as CAP10 domain-containing protein. NCBI's taxonomy places the organism in Eukaryota, Fungi, Basidiomycota, Agaricomycetes, Agaricales, Mycenaceae. The transcript is spliced from 8 exons. The coding region runs from base 1 to 1710 and encodes 569 amino acids. The record is from RefSeq and is a predicted model, not a curated record.